UCCUCUGAUAAGUCAAUCUGUAAAGAACAUCUGCUCAGGGAUUUCAUUAUGGGUAAAGACCUCACUCUUCACUUUGAUUGUAAUACUGAUAAUAGGCCUAGCUAUUAGUGACUAAGUCAUGUUUGGAGGAAUUCUAAAUUAUUAUUAGUUUGGGAUUUUCUCAAAAAGCUCAUUUAUUGUCUUGAGAGCCUAGUGGUAUGAUUGCGUCGAAAUGUGUACGGGACAACAAUAACAUCAUUAUAGGUUUAUACACGCAUACUUUCAUUAUUGAUAUCCCAGUGCGUAUCAUAUAUCGGUAUUUGAAUAUAUAUUCCAUAUAACAUUCUGAUCUUCCUGCGUUUUUAAUAUUUUAUUAACGCACCAUGAAGUAAUGAGGUCCUCCCGUUCAACACUUCAUUCGUCGGUGCCGUGCGUAAACUUGCAGCGCGCGUAAAAUGCUGCCCUUAUAAAAGGACAACCCAUCUCCCUUUCUCGGGCCAUUCGGAUCGGAGUUUGGUGAAUUCCAUACAUGUUCCAUCUUUAAACCUUAACGACCAAUCGGGAACGGCAAGGCAUUUUCGGAAACGGACAAUACUGAUACUCCUAGAUGGUGAAAUUUAUCGGUGCAAAAAAACAACGCGUUAAGGGUGUGUUAUAGUCAACAUGUGUACCCAUAUACACAGGUACGACGUGAGGAUUACUUUUGCAUCACUGGUGCUCACUGCGGGAAUCUCCGGAUUACUGAGUUUUGCUCUGCUGGCAGCUGCGAUAGGAAGCGAGUAUUGGUACAUCAUAGAGAUUUCUCCAUUAAACCAGAGCGGCUUUGAGGACAUGAAUUCACACUCUGGACUGUGGAGAAGCAACGAAGGAGGGAAGGUGUACAGCUUUACAGCCGACUACCCCAUCUAUUCAGAAUCAGAGCUGUACAUACUCAACCUGCACAGUGUGAUAGUGGUGCUGCUUCCUCUCAGUCUGGUCCUGCUGGUGUUUGGCGGGAUAUGUGGACUGGUGAGCUCGCUGGCUCAGAGCCCGGUCCUCCUCGUUUGCACCGCCACGUACUUCUUCACCUGCAGCCUGCUGACCCUGAGCGGGAUGGUCCUGUACAUCACCUACUCUUACCUGGCGCUGGCCGAGACAGAGAGGCUUCUGGGACCCGAGGUUCUGGUCGGGGUCAGCACCUCCUUCGGUUGGUCCACAGUUCUGGCCUGGCUCUCCUACGGCCUGGAGGUCCUCUCCGGUCUACUGCUGCUCACAGCGGCUCAUAAAGUCAAACAGGACCGGCCCCCGGUUCCCUAGCUAAAGGAAGGAGAACCUGCUCUUGUGACGGAUCGUGUGUGGGAAAGGCCUUGGAGCGUCAUGUCCGCUGGUCGCCAUGGUCUCUGGACGCUAGUUCAGCAAGUUAUUUCCCUCUGGGCGGUGCAGGACUGUGUUAGAUUGAAUUAGAAUGAGAACAUAUCUCGUUUGGAAUGAAUAAAUACUUAACUACAUAGAUAAAUAAACAUGAUUAAUUAUCUUCAAAAAAGAACAAUCUACAUACAUAACAACUGAGGAUGUGUUGUUGUGGCUUCUCGACAUGGUCUGAGGUAAAACACCACAAUGUCACUCCCUUGUGGGUAGAAUCGGAAAUGCAUUUCAUUUACAUUUUUGUUGGAAUAUAUUCAUUACGGAACAACGAUACGGCUUGCUUAUAGUUAUUUAACUAUUGUUAUUUUUGCAGUCUUUAGUAUCAAUCUCAACGUUUACUUUGCGCAAAUGUUUACUUCUAAGCUGUUCCUGUUUCCUAUGUUUAGGAUAUGCCUUUACCAAUGUUUUAUUUUCUAUUGAACUAUUAUUUAAUUGAAUUAUUGA
Messenger RNA from Gadus macrocephalus (Pacific cod), 1827 nucleotides. RefSeq names its product transmembrane protein 235b (gene tmem235b). The record is from RefSeq and is a predicted model, not a curated record. NCBI's taxonomy places the organism in Eukaryota, Metazoa, Chordata, Actinopteri, Gadiformes, Gadidae. The transcript has 4 exons. Gene Ontology annotation, cellular component: apical plasma membrane. The coding region runs from base 643 to 1275 and encodes 210 amino acids.